AUGGAUGAUUGGGGUUCCAAGAAGCUUCAAGAGACACUGCUGGGUCUUGGUGGCUUCUACGUGAAGACCGGGCAGGUUCUCUCCACUCGCGUCGAUCUUUUCUCCAAACCGUACACGGAUCGUUUGCGAGUUCUGCAGGACAGUUUGCCUCCUGUCGAUGCGACAGAGAUACGCGACAUUGUUUCCAAGGAGCUCUGCGGAGGAGGUGGACUCUCUGAGCUCUUGAGAGAGUUUGACGAUGAGCCCUUGGGCACGGCUUCGAUCGCCCAGGACGCCUAA
Symbiodinium sp. CCMP2592 is the source of this 279-nucleotide messenger RNA. NCBI's taxonomy places the organism in Eukaryota, Dinophyceae, Suessiales, Symbiodiniaceae. The record is from the annotation of a GenBank genome assembly.